Messenger RNA from Halichondria panicea, 979 nucleotides. RefSeq lists its product as uncharacterized. Lineage: Eukaryota; Metazoa; Porifera; Demospongiae; Suberitida; Halichondriidae. The transcript has 4 exons. The coding region runs from base 302 to 862 and encodes 186 amino acids. The record is from RefSeq and is a predicted model, not a curated record.
UUGGCUUGCUGGUGUACCUUGGGGUAUGUGGUCUGUACCAGUAUGUGGUCUGUACCAGGAAAAGAGAUGCAAGUUAAAAGGCUUUAUGUUUGGGUAUGUGGUUAGGGUUAGAGGUUGCUUGGUCUAGAUGACUUUAAAGCUAAACCCUUAAAAAAAGACUUUCAGUGUAAUAAACAUAAAAUCAAAACAGAGUGUACAUAUGUUUACAAACUUGAAAGGUAUGUCUCCCACUGUCCUGUGUGCUUAUAAAGCCAGCAGCAGCCACACUUAUAACUCAUAGCCAAGCAUUGCUGACAGGAAGAUGAAGACCAUUGUUGGAUUAGCUCUACUUUUCUGUGUGGCUACAGCUGUUGGAAAACCAGCAAGGCCACAAGACCUUCCAAAGUGUCUUCAAGGAGCAUGGUUUGAAUUUAAAGCCAAAGAUGAAGCUUGCUCCAACAAAAUAAUGGAAGUUUUCCAAAAUCAAAAGGUCAAUGACAGCUACAUUGGAUCUCUGUGUGCCAGUGCUUGUGCAAAAGAAGCCAACGACUACAUGAAAGACAAGUGUGGAGUGAUGUCCCUUGCAGACGUUUUUUGCUCUAAAGACCCAAUUGACCAGCAUUAUUGCUUUACACACAAUAAAACUGUCAAUACUUCCGGCCAAUAUUAUAAAGCUGUGCAAGGACCCUGUGCCAACAAAGACUGCAGUGACCCAACGUGCAAUGCUGCAGUGAAGAAUAUAAGUUGCUGUGCUAAGGAGCUAAACGAGUAUACUACAGACUUUGGUCAUACAACCUUCCAACUACCCGGUAUCUGUGUGUUACCGGGAGAGUGUGCCAAAACUGAACAUCAGCACAUGACAAAGAUUCUCCUACAGAACUAGUAGCUACUAGUGACAAUAUUGACUGCAUAUAGGACAUUCAUGUGAACUGUUUAGUAGUUCAGUUAUACACACAUGUAUGCAGUGUAUUGUACAUGUAUAUAUUACUAAAGACACACA